Molecule: messenger RNA, 1000 nt
Organism: Nematostella vectensis (starlet sea anemone)
Lineage: Eukaryota; Metazoa; Cnidaria; Anthozoa; Actiniaria; Edwardsiidae
Product: MICOS complex subunit MIC19
Exons: 7
Coding region: 127-762 (211 amino acids)
Biological process (GO): inner mitochondrial membrane organization
Cellular component (GO): MICOS complex
Source: RefSeq, a predicted model, not a curated record
UUGCCGCUGAUCAUCGCUGUGGGCUCCGGUGCAUUACAAAAAUGGCCGCCGUGGCUGCCUGACUUUCUUACAUCACAAGAAAACUGUAGAAAAACUGGAACUUUUUAUGACCACAUCUUGUUAACAAUGGGUAGUGGAGAGUCAACCAGGAAAGUGACCCUGGAAAGGGAUUUCGGCGAAGGCAAUCCAGGGAUCGUGCGGGUUUCUGAGAGUGUUGUUCGUCGGUUGAAAGGACAAAGAGAUCUUCCCUUGGACCCAAAAGAGGAUGUAACUCCAGAGGAAUUAAACAAGCUAUGGAAUGAGCUACAGAGGGAGAAAGUCCACUUACACUCACAGAGAGAAAAAAUACAGUCAAUGUUAGAGAGAGUAUAUCAGAGGGAACAAGAUUAUGAGAACAUGCCUAUUGGGGGAGAUGUGAUAAAUAAUGAAGAACUGGAGAGACGACAGAGGGAAGUUGAGGAGAAGGAACAUGCUAUGAUCUCUAGAGAAAACGAGCUACUGGAAGAAAUAGAGAGCCUGAAAUGCAAGAAUUCAGAAAUUCAUACAAUCACCGAAGAUCAAUUUAACCUAGCUGUAGAGGAAGUAAAACAAAAAUUCAGCCAAGCCCAAAGACCUGCUGUUUGCCAAGACCUGAUGUCAAGUGUCUUCGCAUGUUAUAAACAGAAUCCGCAUCAAACUUUAAGAUGUUCGAAAAUGGUCCAGGAGUUUGUAGCAUGUGUUGAGAAAUCAAGACUAAAUUCUCUUCAAGACUCAAAAUUUUAACAAGUAAAGAGACGACUAAAGAUUAUACAGGAGACUCGGACCAACACAGCUGCUAAAUGGUGGUUUUAUUCACACAGAAAAUGGUGCAACUUGUGAUAUUUGAGCCACUCGCCUUGGGCUACUGUAAAUUAACUGGAUUUUUGUUAACAUUUCUGUAUUUGCCGACUUUCCCAUGUUUACUGUUUUGACUUGUGGACCAGGAAAUAUUUAGGACAUAAAAUAAAACAAAAUUAUAUUA